Messenger RNA from Moneuplotes crassus, 789 nucleotides. Lineage: Eukaryota; Ciliophora; Spirotrichea; Euplotida; Euplotidae. The record is from the annotation of a GenBank genome assembly.
AUGUUUUCUCAGAGGACAAUCUUUAAUAAACUUAUGAAGACAAAGAUGCCUACUUCUUUGAUCAAGACUCCAGCAAGGGCAUUCUCAGGUGGAUUUUAUAACCAUAGAUCAGCAGAGGAUAACGUUGAGGAAACCCCUUUCGAGUUCACUGAGGAAAAUUAUAAGGAAAUUAAGAGAAUUCUCAAUAAAUUCCCUGAGAAUUAUAAGCAAUCUGGUAUUAUCCACUUGUGUUUCCUUGCACAGAAGCAAAAUAAUAACUUCUUGACUCUCUCUGCAAUGAACAAGGUAGCUAAAAUUUUAGAGGUGCCUCCAAUUAGUGUGUAUGAGGUCACUUCUUUCUAUACAAUGUUCAAUAGGGAACCUGUUGGGAAAUAUCAUUUGCAAGUAUGAGCCACUACUCCUUGCAUGCUCAGAGGAGCUUAUGACAUUAUGGACACUAUUAAGGAAAAGACAGGCAUCAAGCAUCUUAUGGAGACUAGUAAGGACGGCCUCUUUACUCUUCAAGAGGUCGAGUGUCUAGGAGCCUGAGCUAAUGCACCAAUGAUGCAAGUCAAUAAUGAAUGGUUCUAUGAAGACCUCACUCCUGAAAAUACUGCAUUACUUUUGGAAAGAAUGAGGCAAGGAGAAGGAUUCGAACCAGGACCACAAAUCCCUGAAAGGAAGAAUGCUGAAGGUCCUCAAGGAAGGACAACUCUCACUAAUGUAGAGCAUGUAUUCCAUGAAAGAGACUUCAAAGCAGCUAAAGAGGAAUGGGAAGCUGCAAAGGCUGAACAAGCUGCUAAGCAAUAA